AUGAAACUAAUCCUCCUUCUGAUGUCCCUUCUCCUCCUGCCCCUGGCGUCUACCUUGCCCACUACGGUAGGUGCCCACGCGGCUGAGAAGGUUAACGACCAAGCCCUACCUAAUGAUCACAUCACCGUCGACCUAGUCGAUACUGAUGCUGCGAAACUGCACACCCGCGACAGACCUCCCCCGGAGGACUCCAAGGGGGAUGCAGAUGCGGACGCAGACAUCAGGACUGACGCCGACGGCGACGCCGGGCCCGACGACAUCAACCAGAAUACAGCUCAUUUCGGCCCAAUGAUGGGCAUCGGACCCAUGGGCGCCGCCGCGGUACCGGCCAUGGCAAUGGGUGCUGCUGCGGCGCCUGCUAUGGCCGGCUUAGCGGCUAUGGGUGCUGCAGCACCCGCUAUGGCAGCAGCAGCAGCUAUGGGUGCCGUACCCCCCGUGAUCCCACCGGUGCCCCCUGUGGUCCCGCCGGUACCCCCUAUGAUGGCGGCGCCUGCCGCUGCUGCUGCUGCUGCGGCUAUGGCUAGGAUGGGAGCACUGGGUGCGAUGCGCGUGCCCCCCGUGGCUAUGCCUGUUCCGCCUGUUGCACCUGUUGUUGCGCCGGGGAUGGUGGCCCCGGUGGGUGCGGUUCCGGCUGCCGUACCUGCGGGUGGUGUUCUGCCCGGCGGCGUGACGACGAUGCCUGGAGCGGUGGUGCCGGCGGGCGGGGUCGGAGCGGUGCCAGGAGCUGUGCCGGCUGGAGGUGUUCCUGCCGCGGGUGCCGGGGCGAGCGGGGCUGGAACUGGGACUGGUGCCGGACAAGGUAUUGGCACUGGGACCGGGACUGGAACUGGGAACGCCGGCACUGGCAAUGCCGGUAACGGUGGGACCGGUAAUGGUAACGGCGGCAAUACCGGAACUGGAAACACCGGUACUGGAAAUACCGGUACCGGAAAUUCAGGGACUGGAAACGCGGGUACCGGUAACAACGGAAACGCUGGUGGUGGCAACACCGGGAACGGUGGUAACACCGGCAACAACAAUGGAUCUCGCAUCAAGAGAGACAACCUCGAUGCCAACGCCAGCGGCGACAACGGCGACAACGGCGCAGCGCAGGUAAGUGGUGCAGGCGUGGGUUUCGACAAGCGCGGACCAGCCGAAGCAAAUCAACAACAAGACCAAACGCAAGGCAACGAUGAAGCUGACCACGGCGAUGGCCGCCUCGUCAGCGGUAUUAAUGGACCUGAGGGCGACAGCGACAGCAACGACAAUGAACAAUACGCGCAGACGGAACAUGGCGCCAGGGUGUACCCUGGUGUGUAUGGUAUGCCGUACGGGUAUGGGGUGCUGCCGUAUCCGUACGGAUAUAGGGUGCCGUAUGCGUAUGGGUACGGGUAUCCGAGGGUGUGGUAA
Molecule: messenger RNA, 1389 nt
Organism: Dichotomopilus funicola
Lineage: Eukaryota; Fungi; Ascomycota; Sordariomycetes; Sordariales; Chaetomiaceae
Exons: 1
Coding region: 1-1389 (462 amino acids)
Source: RefSeq, a predicted model, not a curated record